AUGCGCAUUCUGGCGGGCAAAGACACGACGUUUGAGGGGGGUAUCCCACUCACCUCCUCCCCUCCUCCCCCUCCUCCUUGCCCUCCUCCUCUCCCUCACCCCCCCCAGGUCGCCCCCAACGGCAAGGAGAUCUUAAAGAACAUCAGCCUGGGCAUGUACCUGGGCGCCAAGAUUGGGUUUCUGGGAGCCAACGGAGCGGGCAAGAGUUCUCUCAUGCGCAUUCUGGCGGGGAAAGACACGACGUUCGAGGGGGAUUAUUACAUUGAUCCGAGCAUCAAGAUUGGGUACCUGGAGCAGGAGCCGCUGCUGGAUGAUGGGGUGACUGUUAUGGAUAAUAUCGAACCUGCUCUUAAGGAGACCAAGGACCUGCUUCAGGAGUUUGAGGAGGUGAGUGUGGCGAUGGCAUCAGCGGGCGAUGCUGACAUGGACAAGCUGAUGGCUCAGAUGGAACGCCUGCAGACCCGCCUGGAUGCCUGCAACGGCUGGGAGCUGGACAGGCAGCUUCAGGUGAGUCCUCAGGUGGAAACCGCAAAGGCAGACAGCUGCAGUGGUGCUGUCACUAGCCCUCGUGGUCUGAUCCCCGUUCUCAAGCUCACUUGCACCGCUCUCCACCCAUCUCUCUGCCUCCUUUGCCUGCAGAGAGCCAUGGACGCGCUGCGCUGCCCCGCUGGUGAGGCCCCCGUGGCGAACCUGAGUGGCGGAGAGAGGAGGCGCGUGGCCCUGUGCCGCCUGCUGUUGCAGGCGCCGGACAUUCUGUUCCUGGACGAGCCCAUCAACCAUCUGGACGCGGAGACAGUGGCAUGGCUGGAUGGAUCCACUCUUGCAUCCCACCCCCCUUCUCCCCCCUCCCCACACACACUCCCCCUUACCUCUGCUCACUCUCAGGCGCCCGACAUUCUGUUCCUGGAGGAGCCCACAAACCACCUGGACGUGGAGGCGUUGGCGCCGGACAUUCUGUUCCUGGACGAGCGCACCAACCAUCUCGAUGCGGAGGCAGUGCCAUGGCUGGAUGGAAGCACUCUUUGUAAAUCGCCUCCUUCCCCCCCCCCCCCUUUCUACCACUCUCAGGCGCCGGACAUUCUGUUUCUGGACGAGCCCACGAACCAUCUCGACGCAGAGGCAGUGGCAUGGCUGGAGCGAUACUUGGCGGAGUUCAAAGGCACUGUGGUCGCCAUCACUCAUGACAGAUACUUCCUCGAUAAUGUGGCGGGGUGGAUUCUGGAGCUUGACCGCGGGCAGGGCAUUCCCUUUGAGGGCAACUACUCCGCUUGGCUCGAGAACAAGGCGCAGCGCCUGGGGGCGGAGGAGAAGCAGCAAUCGGCGCUGCAGCGGGUUAUGGAGAGGGAGAUGGAGUGGAUUCGACAGAAGGCCAAGGGGCAACAGAAGAAGGGCAAGGCGAGCCAGUAUUCUCGGAAAGAGAGGCUGGAGAGCAUGUUUCUUGCCUCUUUCACUGCUAUUACCUGCCUCCUCUCCUCACUGCAAGCAACCCCACUUUCAGUUCCCCCCUUCCCAAUCCCCCAGACCCGCGUGCAAGCAUACGAGGAGGUAGUGAUUUGGGAGGAGGUAGUGAUUUGGGAGGAGAAACUGGAGAGCAUGUUGCUGUCUUGUCCACCAUUCCCGCCUGUCCCUGAUCCCCCCUCCUCUCAUAACCACAGGCGCGCAUGCGGGCAUAUGAAGAGCUGGUCAUUCAGGCGAGCGCGCAUGCGGGCAUAUGAAGAGCUGGUCAUUCAGGCGAGUCAGUAUUCCCGAGAGGAGAGGCUGGAGAGCAUGUUCCUGCCGCCGGGGCCGCGGUUGGGAGAUGUGGUGGUGGAGGCGGAGGGGGUUGCCAAGGCGUUUGGGGAGAGGGUGCUCAUGGAUGGGGUCAACUUCACGCUGCCUCCUGGAGGUAUGGCCCGGCUGGGAGAUGUGGUGGUGGAAGGGGAGGGAGUGGCCGAGGCGUUUGGGGAGCGUGUGCUCAUGGAUGGGGUCAACUGCACCCUGCCUCCUGGAGGCACCUGCAAGUUUUACAAGCUCUCCCCAUCCCUCGCCCCCCUAAAACCCAACCCUUCCCCGACCCUUCCGCUUCCUUUUGCAGGCAUUGUGGGGGUCAUCGGUGGCAACGGCAUCGUGGGGGUGAUUGGUGGCAACGGUGCCGGCAAGUCAACUCUCUUCCGCAUGAUUGUGGGUCAGGACAGCCCCAAUGAGGGUUCCCUACGCGUGGGGGAGACGGUGGCGCCGCUCUAUGUCGACCAAUCACGCGAUGCGCUUGAUCCCAACAAGACGGUGUUUGAGGAGAUCACGGGCGGCGCAGACGAGAUCCUGCUGGGCGAGCGGAAGGUGAACAGCCGGGCGUACUGUGCGUGGUACAACUUCAAGGGGGCGGACCAGCAGAAGAAGGUGGGCGUGCUGUCGGGCGGCGAGAGGAACCGCGUGCACCUGGCGCGCAUCAUGCGGCGCGGAGGCAACCUGCUCAUGCUGGACGAACCCACCAACGACCUCGAUGUUGACACGCUCAGGGCGCUGGAGGACGCGAUUCAGGGGUUUGCUGGAUGCGUGAUUGUCAUCUCUCACGACCGGUGGUUCUUGGAUCGCAUUGCCACGCACAUCAUGGCCUUUGAAGGCAACUCCAAGGUGGUUUGGUUUGAAGGCUCGUACAGUGACUACGAGGAGGACAGGAGGAGGCGGCUUGGGAACAAAGAACCAUCACGUCUUAAGUACAGGGCGCUAGCAUGA
This is a messenger RNA of Closterium sp. NIES-65, 2712 nucleotides long. The record is from the annotation of a GenBank genome assembly. NCBI's taxonomy places the organism in Eukaryota, Viridiplantae, Streptophyta, Zygnematophyceae, Desmidiales, Closteriaceae.